Rhinichthys klamathensis goyatoka is the source of this 1885-nucleotide messenger RNA. It is a transcript of the gene slc17a7a, whose product is annotated as solute carrier family 17 member 7a. Gene Ontology annotation, biological process: regulation of synapse structure or activity; synaptic transmission, glutamatergic; transmembrane transport. Gene Ontology annotation, molecular function: neurotransmitter transmembrane transporter activity; L-glutamate transmembrane transporter activity. The record is from RefSeq and is a predicted model, not a curated record. Gene Ontology annotation, cellular component: synaptic vesicle membrane; excitatory synapse. The transcript is spliced from 13 exons. Lineage: Eukaryota; Metazoa; Chordata; Actinopteri; Cypriniformes; Leuciscidae. Bases 78 to 1826 code for a protein of 582 amino acids.
AGAGAGAGAGAGAGAGAGAGAGAGUCAGGCAGGCACACGGGACAGGAGCACACCGGUCGGACUCGGAAGUCGCGAGGAUGGAGAUCCGUCCGGACCGCUUUAAGGCUCAGGCAGGAAAAACUUUGGGGAAAAUACACAGACUCCUCGAGAAACGUCAGCAGAAUGGCGAGACGAUCGAGCUGUCAGCAGAAGGUCGCCCGGAGCUGGUGGAGGAGAAGGAGCUUCCCGUCGUGGACUGCACGUGUUUUGGGUUGCCUCGCCGUUACAUCAUCGCCAUCCUGUCAGGCCUGGGCUUCUGCAUCUCAUUCGGCAUCCGCUGUAACCUGGGUGUAGCCAUCGUCAGCAUGGUCAACGACCACACGAUUUACUCCGGAAAGAAACCUAUCAUAGUGGCUGCUCAGUUCACAUGGGACCCAGAGACAGUUGGGAUGAUUCACGGCUCGUUCUUCUGGGGUUACAUUGUCACGCAAAUCCCUGGAGGAUUCAUCUGUCAAAAGUUUGCUGCUAACCGGGUGUUUGGCUUCGCCAUUGUGGCCACUUCGACACUGAAUAUGCUGAUCCCAUCAGCAGCUAGAGUUCACUACGGGUGUGUUAUCAUGGUCAGGAUCUGCCAGGGCCUUGUGGAGGGCGUGUCAUAUCCCGCAUGUCACGGGAUCUGGGCCAAAUGGGCUCCGCCCCUUGAAAGAAGUCGAUUGGCAACAACAGCGUUCUGUGGUUCAUAUGCUGGUGCUGUUGUUGCAAUGCCUUUGGCUGGAGUCUUGGUCCAGUACACCGGGUGGUCCUCAGUGUUUUAUGUGUAUGGAAGUGUUGGGAUAUUCUGGUAUCUCUUCUGGAUUUUAGUGUCCUAUGAGAGUCCAGCUGCUCACCCAACCAUCUCACCAGAGGAGAGGAAGUACAUUGAGGAUGCCAUCGGGGAAAGCGCCGGCCUGGUCAACCCCCUACAGAAAUUUAAGACUCCCUGGCGGCACUUCUUUACCUCCAUGCCAGUGUAUGCCAUCAUCGUGGCCAACUUCUGCAGAAGCUGGACCUUCUACCUGCUCCUCAUCAGCCAGCCUGCUUACUUCGAGGAGGUGUUCGGCUUUGAAAUCAGCAAGGUGGGGAUGGUGUCUGCACUUCCUCAUUUAGUGAUGACCAUCAUUGUGCCAAUAGGAGGACAGCUGGCCGACUACCUGAGAACACAUAAUUUAAUGACCACAACAAAUGUCCGUAAACUCAUGAACUGUGGAGGGUUUGGCAUGGAAGCCACUCUACUCUUGGUUGUCGGUUUCUCACAUACCAAAGCAAUUGCCAUUUCUUUCCUUGUACUGGCUGUUGGCUUCAGUGGAUUUGCAAUUUCAGGGUUUAAUGUGAAUCAUCUUGACAUUGCUCCACGUUACGCCAGUAUCCUGAUGGGAAUCUCCAAUGGAGUGGGAACUUUGUCAGGAAUGGUGUGUCCUCUCAUAGUUGGAGCAAUGACCAAACAUAAGACACGUGACGAGUGGCAAUAUGUCUUCCUCAUUGCAUCACUGGUGCAUUAUGGGGGGGUGAUAUUUUAUGGGAUCUUUGCAUCAGGUGAGAAGCAGCCAUGGGCGGAUGCUGAGAAUACUAGUGAGGAGAAGUGUGGCAUUCUGGGAGAGGACGAGCUGGCCAAUGAAACGGAAGAGCUGUACAGGACUGGCGGGCAGUACGGAGCGAUAAACAAUCCGCAUGCUGGUGGUCCGAAUGGGGGCGGAGCUGGUGCUGGGGCAGGAUGGGUAUCGGAUUGGGAUAAAACAGAAGAAUAUGUUCAACCGGUUGGGACGAAUAGUUAUUUAUAUGGUGGAGAGGGAGAGAGAGAGCUCACAUAGUGGGAAGAAACAUAUUGACGUUGAUGGAAUAAAUAUCAAUACAGAAUAAAUAAAGCGAG